CCCUGUCGCCGUCGCCCCCGAGUUUUGCCUGGCAGUUAGGUGAGUCGUGCGCGGUGGCGGCUUCAGUCUGAGUCGCCCGCCUCUUCUCUCGGCGCGUUCGGCAGGCCCGGCGGCACGGAGCGGCCCCAGGCCCAAGGCGGUGGGCUCCCCGGCCCGGGUCCCGCCUCUCCGCCGCAGCCCGCGCCCCCCGCCCAGAUCCCCGACGGCGGCGCCACAGUCGGCCCGGGUCGCGGCGACAUGCCCGAGCUGGUAGUGACGGCGCUGCUGGCGCCGUCGCGCCUCACUCUGAAGCUGCUGCGCGCCUUCAUGUGGAGCCUCGUGUUCUCGGCGGCGCUGGUGGCCGCCGCCGGCUACGGCUGCAUCGCGCUCGCGCACGUGCUGUGCCGGCCCCGGCGCGGCUGCUGCGGGCGCCCCCGGCGCGCCCCGCCCGCCUGCCUGAGCGACCCCGCGCUGGGCGAGCACUGCUUCCUGACCCUCAGGAGCUCUGGCCUGCGCCUGCACUAUGUCUCCGCUGGACGCGGCAACGGGCCCCUCAUGCUGUUUCUGCACGGCUUCCCGGAGACCUGGUUCUCCUGGCGCUACCAGCUGCGGGAGUUCCAGGGCCGCUUCCACGUGGUGGCUGUGGAUCUUCGGGGAUACGGCUCUUCAGAUGCACCAAGGGAUGUGGACUGUUACACCAUCGACCUGCUAAUGGCUGAUAUCCAGGAUGUCAUUCUGGGCCUGGGUUACUCCAAGUGCAUCCUCGUGGCCCACGACUGGGGUGCACUCCUAGCCUGGAAUUUCUCCAUCUACUACCCAUCCUUGGUUGAACGGCUGGUAGUGGUCAGUGCUGCCCCUAUGUCUGUGUACCAAGACUACUCUAUGCACCACAUUGGCCAGUUCUUCCGUUCCAACUACAUGUUCCUGUUCCAGCUUCCCUGGCUGCCCGAGAAGUUGCUGUCCAUGUCUGACUUCCAGAUCCUGAAGACCACCCUCACCCACCACAAGAGGGGCAUCCCACACUUGACCCCCAGCGAGCUUGAGGCCUUCCUUUAUGACUUCUCACAGCCCGGUGGCCUCAUUGGGCCCCUCAACUACUACCGAAACCUCUUCAGGAACUUCCCCCUGGAGCCCCAGGAACUGGCCACUCCCACACUGCUGCUGUGGGGGGAGAAGGACCCCUACUUGGAGCAGGGGCUGGUGGGUGCCAUCAGCAGCCGCUUUGUGCCAGGCCGGCUGGAGGCCCACAUCUUGCCAGGCACAGGGCACUGGAUCCCACAGAGCCACCCCAAGGAAAUGCACCAGUACAUGUGGGCCUUCUUGCAAGACCUGCUGGACUAGUGGCCCUCGCUCACUGGCCCGCGUGCACCUAGAAGUCCAUAUGACGUACAUACACAGAUGCACUCCUGGAUCGCGCAUCUCUGGGUGCCCUCAGGCACGCCAACCCAUAUGCUCACACAUAGGUGUAUGUGUGCCCGUGUGAGCAAGCACUUUGACCCCAGGGAACCAGGUAUGCCUCUCCUCCUCAGAGCUAGAUGCCUAGUGUCCUACCCCUCCCUCCCAGGGGUACCACUUUUCUUGCCAGAGUUGGCUGCCAGAGCUGCACAAACCAUAAAGUCUGACCUUCCCGUCCCCAGCUUCCAUGCCCAGUCUGGGUCUUCAGCUAAAUGCUGCUCUGUCCAAUGUGGUACUGAUAGCCACAUCGGGCUACUCCACUUUAAAUGCACAUUAAUUAAAAUUAAAUAACAAUUAAAAGUGCA
Equus quagga is the source of this 1739-nucleotide messenger RNA. It is a transcript of the gene EPHX3, whose product is annotated as epoxide hydrolase 3. NCBI's taxonomy places the organism in Eukaryota, Metazoa, Chordata, Mammalia, Perissodactyla, Equidae. The transcript is spliced from 7 exons. Gene Ontology annotation, cellular component: intracellular membrane-bounded organelle. The record is from RefSeq and is a predicted model, not a curated record. Gene Ontology annotation, molecular function: hydrolase activity. The coding region runs from base 238 to 1320 and encodes 360 amino acids.